Molecule: messenger RNA, 1389 nt
Organism: Vicia faba (fava bean)
Lineage: Eukaryota; Viridiplantae; Streptophyta; Magnoliopsida; Fabales; Fabaceae
Source: the annotation of a GenBank genome assembly
AUGAAUGAGAUGCAGAAGGAAGUUGAAACAGAUGAUGAUGGCAAACCAAAACGAACAGGUACAACAUGGACGGCGAGUGCACAUAUCAUAACGGCGGUUAUUGGCGCUGGAGUGCUAACUUUACCAUGGGUGAUGGCUCAAUUGGGAUGGAUCUUUGGUAUAUCAUACAUAAUAAUCAUAGCUGUUGUCACACUCUACACUUCCAAUCUUCUAACAGAUUGUUACAGAACACCAGAUCCUGUUACUGGCAAGAGAAACCGUACUUACAUGGAAGCUGUGAAAACCAUCUUAGGUGGUAAAAUGCAUGUCAUGUGUGGGAUUGUCCAAUAUGCUAACCUUAGUGGAGCUGCAAUCGGAUACACAAUAACUACAUCCAUAAGCGUCGUGUCAAUACAAAAAAUCAAUUGCUUCCACAAAAGAGGAAUUGAAGCACCGUGCAUUUUUUCUAAUAAUCCAUAUAUGAUUGGUCUUGGAGUUGUUGAGAUAUUUUUGUCACAAAUCCCUAAUUUUCACAAGUUAUCAUGGCUCUCAAUCAUAGCAGCAACAAUGUCUUUUGGUUAUGCAUUUAUUGGAAUUGGACUUUCUCUUGCUACCAUCAUCCAAGGAAAUGGAGCGAGUACUUCUUUAAUAGGAGGGAGCAAGGAGGGAAAUUUAGAAGACCGGGUGUGGAGUAUGCUUGUUGCAUUGGGAAAUGUUGCACUUGCCAGCAGCUAUUCUCAAAUUGCUAUAGAUAUUCAGGAUUCAUUGAAGUCAUCACCACCAGAAAACAAAGUGAUGAAGAUGGCAAAUAGAGUAGGAAUAUUUGCAAUGACAAAUAUCUUCCUCUUAUGUGCUUGCUCUGGUUAUGCUGCCUUUGGUUCCAACACUCCAGGAAGCAUCUUAAUGGGCUCUGGCUUUAAAGAGCCUUUUUGGCUUAUUGAUUUAGCCAAUGUUUUCCUUAUUGUGCAUUUGGUUGGAGCAUAUCAGGUAAUAGUACAACCUAUUUUUUGUGUGGUUGAACUAUCAGUGGGUCAAAGGUGGUCAGAAUCAAGUUUCAUAACUAAAGAGUAUCCAAUUGGCUUUGGCAAAAUGAAGUUCAACUUAAAUUUAUUUAGGCUAAUUUGGAGGACAAUAUUUGUAACAAUAGUGACAGUUUUGGCUAUGGCAAUGCCCUUUUUUAAUGAAAUGCUUGGCCUUCUUGGAGCUAUGGGGUAUUGGCCAUUAACAAUAUAUUUUCCAACUCAAAUGUAUAUUGCCAAGCAAAAGAUUAGGAGACAAACAUUCAAAUGGUUUGGACUUCAAACUUUGAACUUUAUUUUUAUGAUAGUGUCAAUAGUUGCAGCAUGUGCUGCCAUUCAUGGCAUGCAUGAAGCCUUUCAUAAGUACAAACCCUUUAUGUAUAAAGUGUAG